Molecule: messenger RNA, 5893 nt
Organism: Gadus morhua (Atlantic cod)
Lineage: Eukaryota; Metazoa; Chordata; Actinopteri; Gadiformes; Gadidae
Gene: tdrd15
Product: tudor domain containing 15
Exons: 5
Coding region: 4-5025 (1673 amino acids)
Biological process (GO): spermatogenesis; piRNA processing; P granule organization
Cellular component (GO): P granule
Source: RefSeq, a predicted model, not a curated record
CAAAUGGAGGAGAUCCGCAAGCGGGAGGAUGAGGAACGGGCCAAGCAGGAGGAGGAGGAGCGGGCCCGACGAGAGGCAGAUCAGAAGGCGUCAACAGGCUCAGCUGCUGUAAUGCCGGGGCUGGACUAUAUUGAUCCCAGGUCUCCAGAUUCUGCCACAUCUGCACUAUGUUCCCAGUGGCCCGUCAAUCUGAAGCUAACCCACCUGGAGUUGAACAAGGAAACACCUCUUAUACAAUUUCAGGGCCAUUAUCUGAACAUGUCGCAACUGGACUAUAGGAUCCUGCAGGCAGAGAUACAGAACACACCAAAGACCAAGGCUUCGGUGGGACUUGGAGAGUUUUGCCUGGUUGAAGAUCUGAUGGCAGGGCUGUGGUAUCGAGGGGAGGUACGAAAUGCAAAUGCAGAUUCCUUUGAUGUGUUCCUCAUUGACCAAGGCAACGUCAUGAGUGUGGACAUUUCGCAAAUGUAUUCCUGUUCAAAUGAGCUACUUGAUCUUCCCCCAAAGAUAGUCUGUGGCUAUUUUUCCAACGUGUUGCCAUUACACGACUGCUGGGAUUCUGUCAUGGAAAAGUACCUCUUGUCACUGAUUGGAACCCAUGUCACUGGCUACAUUCAUGCCCUCCUUCCCCAUAAAGUGAUGCUUUUUGAGGCCACUGACAUCAACCAAGAAUUGGCUGGACGGGGUUUUUGUAAGCAUCUGGAUGCAGACACAUUCCUCCUCUUAGUUAAGAUGCUUACAGACGUGCCCCUUGAACAGAAUAUGGAAAGUGGCCCUGACUUCUACCAAAGGCCAUGGGUACAAAGUGACUUCAAAUCGUUUGGCGGGACAGAUAUGAGUGCUGGAACAUGUGUUCAAUUAAAAGUAACUGCCGCGGUGAACCCUGGCCUUUUCCACUGUCAGGUGAGCAGUGCUGCAUCGGAUUUACAGGCAAUGUCAGAGAGAUUGACUUUAGCGUGUAAUUCUACUCUAAGUGAUCCCCAUCGGACACCAAAGGACAACAUUGGUCUGCUUUGCUCAGUGAAGGGCAAAGAUGGCAAAUGGUACAGAGGCUGUUUGCAGUGCCUUCCUGUAAACUCCAAUGUGAAAGUACUUUUUGUCGACUAUGGAUUCUGUGAAUCAGUCAGAGUUGAGAAUAUUCUCAGACUGCCAGCUAAUUGCUUUUCUUUGCCCAUUAUGGCUUUUCCAUGCACGCUCUCUUCUGUAACUGAACAAGACAAAGACUGCAAACGGAGGCAGCUAUGUCUUCUCAAGAAAGGGAUACUCAAUGGAGUACUCAAUGCUAAGGUCCUCAGUUUGGAUGUGAAACUGAAUACAUACUCAAUCGAAGUACUCAGUAAUGAAGACUGCUUUGUGAAAGAACCAGAGCUGACCCAGGAGCAGUGCUUGCGCUUGUCAGUUCAAGCUGAAGUUCUUAAACCAGGGUCCAAAUCUGUGGGCUAUGUAGUUCAUGUCAUCGAUCCAAACGACUUCUCAUUGAGAACCGAAAAACGCAACGGCGACUUUGAAGACUUGAUGAGUCAAAUGUCAGAGCAUUUCAGUCAAGUAAAGCUCAACGAACAAGUGCUGAAGAAUCCUCAAAUAGGGAAAAUGUGCUGCGCAAUGUAUGAGCGUGACAUGCAUUUUUACCGAGCGGUAGUCAAACAAAAGCUUGACCAUGGAGCUGUUGUACUUUUCAUUGAUUUUGGGAACACAGAGAAGGUUCCAUACAUGCUAAUUAAGAAAAUACCGGAGAAGUUUGCGAGUCAAGCAGCAUUCGCCCUGAGUUGCACUCUGGGUAAUAUCAUGCCCCUGACUGAUGUUUGGACGUCAGCUAACAUUCAGUUUUUCAAACAAACUGUGUUAAACAAAUCCUUGAUGGUCCACGUUGUCCAUCAAAGUAAAUGUCAAAUUGUCGUCGACCUCUUUACCAUGGAAGGCCAAAGUGAUCAAGGCAUUACAGACCUACUGAUCUCUUAUAAGCAGGCUGAACCCUGGAGGUACACACAGUCAGAGUCUGUUAAGCAGGUUACAACAAGUUGGAGGCCCUGCAAACCUAAAGAAUUAUGUACCUGGACACAGCGUCAGGAUGUCGUUCCAAGGGAUGAGAAGACCGUGGUCUCCCAAUUUAAAACUAUGCCAGUGUGUGCACUAACUCUGUUCAAUGGAGAUCUGCACAAUAAUAUCAAAGUCAAUGAGCAUAUUGACAAUCCCUCCCCAAAAACAACCCAAUGCCAACAGCAAGACAUAAGGGUGUUGCCAACAUUAAAUACAACCCACAGCCAACACCAAGACAAAAGAGUGUCGCCAGCAUUAGACACAUCCCACAGCCAACAGCAAGACAAAAGGGUGUUACCAACAUUAAACGCAACCCAAUGCCAACAGCAAGACAAAAGGGUGUCGCCAACAUUAAACCCAACCCAAUGCCAACGGCAAGACAAAAGUGUGUCGCCAACAUUAAACCCAACCCAAUGCCAACAGCAAGACAAAAGGGUGUUACCAACAUUAAACACAACCCAAUGCCAACAGCAAGACAAAAGGGUGUUACCAACAUUAAACGCAACCCAAUGCCAACAGCAAGACAAAAGUGUGUCGCCAACAUUAAACCCAACCCAAUGCCAACAGCAAGACAAAAGGGUGUCGCCAACAUUGAACCCAACCCAAUGCCAACAGCAAGACAAAAGGGUGUCGCCAACAUUGAACCCAACCCAAUGCCAACAGCAAGACAAAAGGGUGUUACCAACAUUAAACACAACCCAAUGCCAACAGCAAGACAAAAGUGUGUCGCCAACAUUAAACACAACCCAAUGCCAACAGCUAGACAAAAGGGUGUUGCCAAUUGGGUUGAUAGCUAUGCAAACAAAAACAACAAAAUUGAGGCCCUGCAAACCUGAAGAAUUAUGUACUUGGACACAGCGUCAGGAUGUCGUUCCAAGGGAUGAGAAGACCGUGGUCUCCCAAAUGAAAAAUAUGCCAGUGUGUGCACUAACUCAAAAUAUAACUCCAAAACCACAAGUACCUUCUGCAUUCCCUGUCUCUUUUUCCUAUUCAUCAUUCAACUUGGGCUGUGGGAAUAAGGAGCAUGUCUAUAUCACACAUAUAAGUGAUGAAUGGGAAAUCUAUUGCCAACUUGACAAGAACAGUGAAAUCAUUGAAGAACUUGAAACCAAAAUCUCAGAGGAGGAGGAGAAAUUACAUGGGGCAGAUGCCACAGCCCCAGUAGAUGGUAUGUGCCUGGCAAAAUACAUUGAUGGAAGAUGGUACAGGGGACUGGCAAAUCCCGUCCAGUCCUCUUUGUAUCUUAAUGUGUUCUUUGUGGAUUAUGGCAACACAAGCAUUGUAGAGAAGAUCAACGUCUUGUCGAUUCCUAACCAUUCAGCUGAACUGCUGUACACUCCCAUGCAGGCAGUGAAAUGUACCCUUGCUGGGGUACCCAAAUCAGAGCCCUUGGCCUGGGUGACACAGUGGCUAAAGAAAACUCUUCUCAAUGAGCUAGUGAGAGCUGUUGUAGUUGGAAAGCUUAAGGAUGGUGCAUUGACUGUUGAGCUGUUCAAUGGAGAUCUCCACAUUAAUAACAAAGUCAAUGAGCAUAUUGACAAUCCCUCCCCAAAAACAACCCACGGCCAACACCAAGACAAAAGAGUGUCGCCAGCAUUAGACGCAUCCCACAGCCAACACCAAGACGAAAGGGUGUCGCCACCAUUAAACACAACCCACAGCCAACACCAAGACAAAAGGGUGUUGCCAACAUUAAACGCAACCCAAUGCCAACAGCAAGACGAAAGGGUGUUACCAACAUUAAACGCAACCCAAUGCCAACAGCAAGACAAAAGGGUGUCGCCAACAUUAAACACAACCUACAGCAAACCCAGAGAAAAAAAGGUGUCGCCCACAAUAAACGCAACCAAAGCAACCCAGAUCCCUAAAAUGCCUACACUCUCCAGUUUUCCCGAAACAAGACUUAAACCAGGUCAACAGGCUUUACGUUAUGUCUCACACAUUAACACUGUCAGUGACUAUUUCCUUCAACUUCAAGAUGAAAAAACUAAUCUUCUGAAUAUGAGGGAGGUUCUCAACUCAAGUGUGAGCAGAGCGUCCCUGAUAAAGAGCACACGAAGGGAGUUGGAAAUGAAAAACAAUGUUCUGGCAGAGUAUGAUGAUGACGGGGCUUUGUAUCGAGCGGUCAUAAAGGGCUCUGAGCAACACGGCUUCAAAGUUGAAAUAACGACAAACUUCAAAGACGAACAAGCCAGACUAGGAAGCAGGCAACUCUACUUUGCCCCCACCAAUAUGGGCCAGGUGUAUCAUGGCUUUGCUGCAGCAGUGAUCUCCCCCUUUGACUUCUACAUAGUCCGCGAGGACUCCCUUCUCAUUAUGAAUGAAGUCUCUGCCAUGCUCGACGAGCUCCCCGAUGAGAUGCCGCCGCUUCCUGAAGCCCACCGUGUCCCUGGAUCAUGCUGCCUAGUGUAUUCAAACACAAAGGGCAGAUGGUGCAGGGCGGAGGUUGUACAUGCUGAAACAACAGUAGUGAUCAACCUUGUAGAUUACGGCCACCACAUACACCUGGCCAGCUACCAAGUCAAGGUUCUUCCGGAAGCACUUAAGAGACCGCCGAAGGUGACCUACCCGUGCUCAUUGAGGGGAGUGAACCCAGUCUCAGAUACAGGGCAGUGGACGGAUAAGGCAGCAGUGUUCUUUCAGGAGCGUGUGUGCCACAAGGACCUCCAGAUAGUCUUCCAGGAGUUUGUUUCAGAUGACCGACAAUGGCAGGUGGACAUCCUUGUCGACGGCAUACAUCUGGCCAAGGAACUGGUGAAGGCCGGACAUUCCAGCUACAGUGACCCUCUUCUUGGACUGAGGUACGAGACAGAACGCCUGGGGAGCGUUUCUCCUCCGAGGGCAUCCCGUAUGGAGAACAUUGGGCAUGAGGUCCAUGGACACAAUUUAUCCCUUCCUGUCCUGGGAAUUUAUUAUUCUUUUUUUCUCUGUUCGAAUGUAUGCUCAAGGCUGGUACAAAAUGUCAACCAGUCAGGAUUUUCACCCUGAACUUACUUUUUCCAUUGACGCUGUAUUAUACAAGCACUGUGAACACUAUAGUGCGUGCUUGAUUAGGUUAAUUGAACAAGAAAAUCCCAAACAUGCAUGUUUCUACAGUCUGACGACAGUUCAAUGUUGCCAUAAAAUUAGGGUUUGAUUUAUGUAUGUUCAGGUUAUUUAUCUGCACCUCAAAAAUAUAUAGUUUGAAAAUUAAAAGAAUCAUUGUAGACUGUUGAAAUGUAUGAACCAGUCAGGAUUUUUACCCUGAACUUACUUUUUCCAUUGACACUGUAUUAUACAAGCACUGUGAACACUAUAGUGCGCGCUUGAUUAUGUUAAUUGAACAAGAAAAUACCAAACAUGCAUGUUUCUACAGUCUGACAACAGUUCAAUGUUGCCGUAAAAUUACGGUUUGUUUUAUGUUUGUUCAAGUUAUUUAUCUGCACCUCAAAAAUAUAUAGUUUGAAAAUGAAAAGAAUCAUUUUAGACUGUUCAAAUGUAUGAACCAGUCAGGAUUUUCACCCUGAACUUACUUUUUCCAUUGACACUGUAUUAUACAAGCACUGUGAACACUAUAGUGCGCGCUUGAUUAUGUUAAUUGAACAAGAAAAUACCAAACAUGCAUGUUUCUACAGUCUGACAACAGUUCAAUGUUGCCGUAAAAUUAGGGUUUGUUUUAUGUUUGUUCAAGUUAUUUAUCUGCACCUCAAAAAUAUAUAGUUUAAAAAUUAGAAGAAUCUUUGUAGACUGUUGAAAUGUAUGUAUUUUUAUGAUGCUUGGUUAGACAAUUUGUUUAGAUGUUAUUGAAGUGGCCUGAUAAGUACGUUCAAGUCUGACCUAUUCUUUAAGAGGAACAUUAAACCCCUCUCAACUACUG